GUGGUGUUAGACAAUAGAGGUGUUGGACAUUUAGCGGUGUUGGACAUUUAGCAGUGUUGGACAUCAGCACUGCUAGACAUUAAGCGACAGCCUUUCUAACAUCCUUCUGCCUUCAGCAAAUCGUUUAUUCGCGAAUCUUUUCAACUGUUGUAAUAUCAACCUCAAAUGAGGUCUUAGAGGUUUGAAAUGGAGCUUGACACUAACCGCCCAACGGAUGCAGAGGCGUGGACUUAUCUAGUCAAACAUGGCGACCACAUCACACAACCGCUAGCACGAAAUGUCCGACUUGCCAUCAUUGAAGUUUUGAAAAAAAGGUGGGAAGCACAAUGUCUUUCCAAAAUCAACCUCCGUAAUUUUGCCUUGAUAUGGUUGGAUCCUGGUUAUAAGAUUUUGGCAACAAAGCUUGCGAUAGGACCAGCGGCUGAGGUUUUCGAUAUCGACACAAUCUAUGAGUUGAAGAAAUGUAGGCUAGAAGGUUACUGGGAUGUUCAUUUGGAAAAUGGUAUACAUUGGCUACAGAUGGUGUUCAAGGAGUCGUCACUCAUUUCUCACGAGGACUUCAACGAGAUACUCACGUGCGACUACUUGUAUGAUUACGAAACCGGUCUUAACAGACUGUUUUGGAAUGGGGGCGAAGUUCACAAAGAGAGCAGUCGUAGGGAGGAGUUUCUCUCCCACCUUUCCUUGGCGGAAUACUCAGGAGCGUACAAUACCAUCACGAGAGACCAACCGAAUCCGGCCUGGGAUUUUAUGAUGAUCAUGGACGAAAUCAGAGAGUAUGGAGAAUUUGCGAACAAGAUAAUGCUGCAUGUCGCAUUGUGGUACGAUCCAGAUCUAAAGAAAUCAUCCUCGAGGCAAAACAUCAAGGAGCCGAUACAUCACCAUCUAAAGGAGCCUUUUACAGAAAUAUUGUCCGAAAAGCCCCAUGCAGAUGCGAGCGAUGACUGGGAGUCAAAAGCCCUUGGUUUGCAGCGGAUUGUCGUAGAUUUUUCGAAAGAAAACAGACCGAAGCGGAAAGGGCUAUUCAUGGCUAAUACAUUGAGGUUUAAUCAACCUCCUGAAGUAUAUCAUGAGCGCUUUGGCAAAGGGACGUUUUGGGACCGCCUUGCUCAGAAAAUUCACCGCGAAAUGCCUGAGAUUCCAUUUCGUCACCCAGACCUCCUGCCUUACAAUAGCACAAAUGGUAAUAUUUACCACUCCGAUCAGCGCCGGGCACCAUCAUCAACCCAUCCCAUGGAAGAUGUCUCGUCAAUAGUGGAUCUAACCACAGAAAAAGAAGGUCUGGUCGCUCCAGAGAUUGAGGAUUUGAUCAUACAAGAGUACUGCCCAGACACGUCAUCCAAAAAAAGGCUGUCAAAUCAUGGGCUCCGCACAAGCAACUCAACUGGGAAUAAGCAAACUCCUUCGGCAUCGACUCACACGAAUCACCUUGCGCCUGGAAAGGACGAUCCAUGGGCAUAUACAUCUCCCCCCCCUCUCCCACCAGGAUCAACAGGCCUUCGAAAACGCAAAUCGCCCAACGGGCUCACACCUAGUGGCAGUCGUCGACGUAAACUCGUCAGGCUCAAGCUUCAACAAACUGCUGUCGUCGGUGAAACGUCUACUGGGCCAAGCGCUAGCGCCAGUGAUGGACAGCAAAGUCCUAUUGACCCCACACCCCCGCCACAGCGACGGAAGAUGAACACGAACUUAGAGGAAGACAGAGAAUCCUUCCGUUUGCCGUCUCAGCCGCCUGCACUGACUGCCCCGCGGGCACCAAUGUUCAGUAUGCCUCCGGAAGAAAUACCCCCUAGAACCACAGAAAUAUCAGAAGUGGAGCCGCCCCUUAGUGAAGGCAUGCAGGCGCCGCCACCUGGUGUGGUUUCUUCUGCUGCAAACAGAGGAGAACCCCUCCAUUCGGCAUCUCAGUCAGCCCCCGCUAUGACCACAGAGAUAUCACAAGCCGGGCCUCUUAGCAGUGAGAUUAAACAGGCAAUGCGGAUUAUGCUCGACAAGUUCGCCGACGAACUUAACAUCGAGGGGCAGGUCGCCUCUAUCCAAGGUCAGAUCGCAGGGAUAUCACAAGCGGGGCCGCCACUUAGCAAUGAAGUUAAGCAGGAAGUGAGGACUAUGCUCGACGAGUUUGUCGACACGCUUAACAUAGAGGGGCAGAUCUCAGACAUGAUCGAGCAGGCUGUAGAGCAGCAAGUUAUCGCUGACAUAAGCGAGCGGGUCGACAAAAUGGAGGACCAGAUAAUUGCUAACAAGCUUAUCAUGGAGAAGCAGGCUGCUGCUAAUGAGCUUGAUAUAAAUGAUCGAGUCACUGUUAUAAAUGGGCAAGUCGUUGCUAUCAAAGAGCAGGCCGACUCUACGAAGGAGCAGGUCUCUGCUGUAAAGAAGCAGAUCGAGGUUGACAACGCAAAGGAGCAGGUCGCUACUAUAAAAAAGCAGGUCGACACUGAUAGGCUUAAUACGGAGAAACAGGCCACCGCUAUGAAUGAUCAACUCAACGUUAUGAAGAAGCAGGCUGACGCCGACAAGCUUGCAAUGAACGAGCAGGCAGCCACUAUGGAGGGUCAACUCAACGCUACGAUAGAACGGUUCAAAUCUGACACGCGUAACAUUAUUAAGCAGGUCGUUAACAAGCUUGACAUGAAGGAAGAAGUCGACGCAAUUAAAAAGCAAGUUGCUACUAUAGAGGGGCAGGUCAAUGCCGACAAGCUUAAUAUGAAAGAGCAAGUUGAAGCCAUGACAGCGCAGGCUCACACCAUGAAGGAGCAGGUCGACGCCAUAAAGGAUCAGAUUAACGCCGAUAACAUAAAGGGGCAGGUCGCUGCUUUUAAGGAUCAAAUCGACGCUAUGGAGGAGCAAGUCGAAUCUGACAACAUAAAGGGGAAGGUCGCCACUAUGAAAGAGCAAGUCGAGGCUGACAAGCUGAAUAUGAAUGAGCAGGUCGAUGCCAUGAAAAAACAAGUCGAAGCCGACAAGCUCAAAAUGGAGGGUUUGUUCAACGCCGAAAAGCUUUAUAUGGAAGAACAAGUUGCCGCUAUGAAAGGCCAAGUCGACGCUAUGAAAGUACAGUUCGCCGCCAUGAACGAACAGGUCGCUUCCAUCAAACCCACCAAGAUAUCACAACCAGAGGCACCCUCUAAAACCUCGCUAGAGGCAAUAGAUAUUGUGAACGAGUUCUUCGACGAGCUUAGCAUGGAUGACCGAAUCGCCGUUGUCGAUGCGGUCCUCAUCGAGCAUAACGCGUUGGUGUUCUUGAGGGUAUCGGCCGGCACAAGGAAAGCGUGGCUGUAUAGGAGAAUUGGGAUCAAUAGGGAUGAAAGAGAUGGAACAAAGUAGUUUGGAGGGAUUGGUAUGUAUGGAGUGCGAGGAUUUCGACGGGAAGGGUGAACAAAGCUAUGGGCAUAUUUGGACAGUUAUUUUUGCUGUUCGCGGAAGCAAGGGGAUGCUUAAUGUGGAGGAGUGCGUUUUUACUUUAUACCCAGGGAGAGCAUUUAUACGAUUGAUCUUUUUACAUAGCUAUCUCUUUGCCACUAUUAGCGGGGGAUCACAAUGGUGCGAGCUGGAAUUUCUGUUUGCUUUUUUACUGUUAGUCGCUGUAAGGUUUAAUGUUAGAUAUUGGUCUGCCUUGCCAACGAAGCUACAUAUAAAUAACACUAUCGAAUUCGUUAGCCACGAG
Molecule: messenger RNA, 3667 nt
Organism: Pseudogymnoascus verrucosus
Lineage: Eukaryota; Fungi; Ascomycota; Leotiomycetes; Thelebolales; Thelebolaceae
Exons: 2
Coding region: 187-3327 (1046 amino acids)
Source: RefSeq, a predicted model, not a curated record